Protopterus annectens (West African lungfish) is the source of this 10940-nucleotide messenger RNA. It is a transcript of the gene CAPN7, whose product is annotated as calpain 7. The record is from RefSeq and is a predicted model, not a curated record. Lineage: Eukaryota; Metazoa; Chordata; Ceratodontiformes; Protopteridae. The transcript has 21 exons. Bases 329 to 2770 code for a protein of 813 amino acids. Gene Ontology annotation, molecular function: calcium-dependent cysteine-type endopeptidase activity. Gene Ontology annotation, biological process: proteolysis.
UUCUGCUGGAGUUGUCAAAGUUUCGAUUCGUCAGCUUUAUCAGGAAGCGAAACAUCAGCAACGUUGUGUAUAGUGACAGCUGCAACAGUGAACUUGUAUGUAUUAAAACUUACUCUUGUACGCCUGCGAUUUUUAAACGUUUAGUAAAGCAGUUGUAGAAACUGUGAGGCUAUUGAGAGUCAAGUACUCUCUACAGACUGAUAAAUAUGCCAGAUGUUGGAUACCCAGUACAGGAAGUGCCUUAAACGUUUGUUUCCGUGUAAUUAAAGAUCACGGUAUAAUAAUUGGUCAACAGUUCACAAUUUAAAGGGAUCUGAAAAAGUUAUUCAUGGAUGCUACAGCCUUGGAGGCGGACGGAUUCAGAUUUGCUAAAUUAGCCGUCCUCAACGAUCAGAAUGGAAAUUACAGAGAAGCUGUGUUUUUUUACAAGGAAGCUGCACAAGCUUUAAUUUAUGCCAAUAUUGCAGGCUCAAUACUGGAAAAUAUUCAGGAUAAAGUGAAUGAGUACCUAAACAGAGUUGAAGCACUGCACUCUGCAGUUCAAGCAGAAGUGUCUGCUCCAUUGAAGUCUAAACAGCUGCUGGACCUGGAAAGGGCUCACUUCCUUGUAACACAGGCCUUUGAUGAGGAUGAGAAAGGCAAUGUUGAUGAGGCAGUCGAAUUGUACACUGAAGCUGUGGAGCUGUGUAUAAAAACGGCCAAUGAAACCACUGAGCCAGUACUUCAAGUCAAACUCAAACAGCUUGCUUCUCAAGCACUGGACCGUGCAGAAAAUCUUAAGGAAUCCACAACAAAGCUGUCUCAAAAAGACAAGUCAGCAACACCUAAGUCAAGUCAACCUGUCCGGAGUGUACAGCCGCUCGGUCCUGAUUUCAGCCUAAAUGACAAGCCCCAGUCUACAAGACCCGUGCAUGCAGCUGAACCUCGGGGACAGAGAUACUCAGCAGAGGAGAUUGAGGUACUUAGAAAAACCUCUAAGAUUAAUGGCAUUGAAUACGUCCCAUUUAUGAGUGUCGACUUACGAGAGCGAUUUGCCUUUCCCAUGCCUUUUUCAGACAGAUCUGGCAAACUACCCUUAUCUCCAAAACAAAAAGCAAUUUUCUCAAAAUGGGUCCGGCCAGCUGAUUUUUCUAACAACCCAACAAUGAUCUAUACUGUAUCGAGUCUGAGCAUAAAGCAGACAGUUGUAUCAGACUGUUCCUUUGUGGCAUCUCUAGCUAUAAGUGCUGCUUACGAGAGGCGGUAUAACAAAAAGCUUAUUACAAGUAUAAUUUACCCACAAAACAAGAAGGGAGAACCCGAAUAUAACCCCUGUGGAAAAUAUAUGGUGAAACUUCACAUCAAUGGUGUGCCUAGAAAGGUAAUAAUUGAUGAUUACUUGCCAGCAGAUUGCAAUGGAGAGCUGCUGUGUUCCUACUCUAACAACAGAAGUGAACUCUGGGUAUCCCUCAUUGAAAAGGCUUACAUGAAGGUCAUGGGAGGCUAUGACUUUCCUGGCUCAAACUCUAACAUUGAUCUUCAUGCACUGACUGGCUGGAUUCCAGAGAGGAUAGCAAUGCAUUCUGAAAACCAGUCAUUUAAUAAAGAGGAUUCCUUCAGAAUGCUGUAUCAGCGGUUUCAUAAGGGAGAUGUCCUUGUCACAACAGCCACUGGAAUAAUGACAGAGCAAGAAGCAGAUAGCUGGGGUCUUGUUCCCACACAUGCGUAUGCUGUCCUGGAUAUCAGAGAGUGCAAGGGACUUCGAUUUAUUCAGUUGAAAAAUCCCUGGAGUCAUUUACGAUGGAAAGGAAGGUACAGUGAGAAUGAUGAGAGAAGCUGGACUCCAGAACUUAAGAAGUAUUUAAAUUUUGAUCCCAAAACUGCUCAAAAAAUAGAUAAUGGAGUUUUCUGGAUGACUUGGGAAGAUCUUUGCAAGUAUUAUGAUGUGAUUUAUUUAAGCUGGAAUCCUGGAUUAUUCAAGGAAUCUACAUGCAUUCACAGUACAUGGGAUGCAAAACAAGGACCUGUAAAAGAUGCGUACAGCCUAGCUAACAACCCACAGUACAAGCUGGAGGUACAGUGCCCUCAAGGCGGUGCUGCUGUGUGGAUCCUUCUUACUAGACACAUUACAGAUAAGGACGACUUUGCUCAGAACAAAGAGUUCAUCACUCUCGUUGUUUACAAAAAUGAUGGAAAGAAAGUUUACUAUCCAAGUGAUCCACCUCCAUACAUGGAUGGAAUUCGAAUUAAUAGCCCUCACUACCUAACAAAACUGAAACUCACUACUCCUGGAACACACACGUUCACACUAGUGGUUUCACAAUAUGAAAAACAAAACACCAUCCAUUAUACGCUCAGGGUAUAUUCUGUGAGCAAGUUCACUUUUUCAAAAAUUCCUACUCCAUAUACUAUAUCUAAAAGGGUCAAUGGGCAGUGGAAUGGUCAAAGUGCUGGAGGCUGUGGAAACUACAAGGAGUCCUACAAGAAUAAUCCAAUCUACCAGUUCCACCUGGAGAAGAGUGGGCCAAUGCUAAUUGAGCUUCGUGGGCCAAGGCAGUACAGUGUGGGUUUUGAUGUUGUGACGGUGUCAUCUGUGGGUGACCCAGGUUCUUCAGGCUUCCAGAAGAAAAGCAGUGGAGAUUAUAGGUGUGGGUUUACAUAUUUCGAGCUGGACAGCCUGCCUGCUGGAGUGUACAAUGUGAUUCCCACCACCUUUCUUCCCAAGCAGGAAGGUCCAUUCUUCUUAGACUUCAACAGCACAGUUGCACUCAAGAUCUCUCAACUUCAAUGACAUUAAAUUCCAAAGCUGCUAUGCAGGUGCUUCUGGACUAUAAACAGAUUCUGCUUCUUCAGCACACAAGACAGAACCAGUGAAGACUUUAUGUGAUGCUGGGAGAUGUCAGAAAAUGCAAUGUGCCUCAAGCACUCUUGUCGGUCUAGUUUUAGCCAUGUGUUUAUAAUUUGGUUUACAGGUUUAUCAUCUUUAGCCAUGUCAGUCCUCAGCUUUCUGCCCUGCCACUAAAAUGCAGUUUAUUCCUUGUAUAAAACAUGACGCACAGUCAAACCUCAGUGUAUGUGGUUUGCCCCUAGAUUCUGAAUUUCUUUUUUGUCUUAAAUAGAAAACUUUAAAAGUUUACUUUGGAAAGACCAGAAGGCAGUUUACAGACACAUUAAAAGAUAAGUGGUGGUCAUACCAAGCCCAAUACAUUUACCUUACAUUUAGUUCUGAACUAUCAGCUCAAUAUAUUUAGAUGCACAUAAACAGCUUAGUUUUAGACAUUCCAGUGUUAGCCUUUUAGACAAUUGGCUGGCUGAUUGUUACUAUAACUAAACAUAACUUUUUUACAAACUGCUGUCUGCAUUAAGGGAAGCAAUUCAGAGCACAGUGAGUAAUAUUUACAAUUUCUACAAGACCCAUCCAUGUCUUACAUGACUGAGCUGAACAUCACUCUGAUCUUGCAUAUUUUAUUGAGAAUAAUGUGCCAUCUCGUGCAUCUGAAAUAUCCUGGAACAGUGUAGUGAUUACUAUAUGUUCCUAAAUUCUGAUGUAGGUUUGGUAGGAUAUUCAGGGGUGGGUCACAACAAAUCAAGACUGCACGUCAUCCUCUCCUUACCAUCUAUAUUGUGGAUAUCCAAAAAGUGUUGCACUUUGUUGCCAGAAAGAGACUUGCCAUUAUUACUGAACCAUAUUACUAAUUAUGAGCACUACCCUUUAACACAUGACAUGCAGCUGUCAGGCGUAUUGGUGCCAUUGUGCCAUCUCUGACCCGUAACACCUACUACUAUACUGUCUUCUGACCAUGUUACUAAAAAUUUCUGCUGUUUCUUUUUUUUUUGGGGUGGGGUGAGGUGGGAGGGUGUGGUGCCCUGUACCUGUCAGCCAUCUGGUUCAUCACAACAUUCAUUGACCAGUGUGCAGUUGACAUGCAGACAUCAGUGCAUUUUUCUUGCUUUAACUUCCCAUCAAGCAUGCCGUGUAUCCUUGCAGAAGGGAGUGGCUGUAACAUGUCUGUCAACCACUUUCAUGAGUAGUGUAGCCCUCUUCAGGCAGCCCCACCCUGCCGUCAGUAUCAGACAGCUCUUGUAACAUCCACAGUCACCACUGAAGAGUCAUUAAAGGGAGACAUGCUGCAUAUUACACCUCUUACCCCUCCCCCCAUUGGGAGAGGCAAUUAAACCACCCCUUUACCCCUCUUGCUCCUCAGUUAACUUCUGUAGUGCCCUGGUUGCUAACUGAAAUUGAGUUGUGUAGAUCAUAGUUAGGGCUGCAUUUCUCUGCACUAUGGUACCAGCUUCCUGAGGCUGCUUUUUGAAUUGCAGUGGUGUCUUGUUUCUCAUCUUUUCCUUUUCCCUGACAUUGCUGGUCAUUGUGGAAUCCUGACUCACUGCUGAUCAGUUACUCAUCACCAGCUGUUAAUAGACUCCCAGUUGUAGCAUAUUCUGUCAUGGUGUAAUAUUUCUUGCAAAGUCUCAAUUGUACUAGAUUCAUUACUAACUUUUUAAUGAGAUGCAAUAUUUUCUGAGCCAUGCAUCCAACCCAGCACAGACUGUUUUGGCCAUUCUGAAUUAAUAAGUUCCUGAUAUAGCUAGAGACUUGCUAAGCUUUGAAGAUGAACAUGUAGGCUUUUCGGAUGACAAUCACUUUUCUUCUGUGGUUUAAGGCGGUUCUUAGUCAUGGGGUAUCUCUUUAACAUAGCUGAGCAAAGCUGUGAGAGCAGUGCUACCGCAUUGCUAUGAAACCAUAUCUGGUUCUGCAUCUGAUUUCAUUGGACUACAAAUGUUUUAAGAUUUUGUAGUAAUGGCUCAACAAGUUUCAUCCUUUCUUUUUUGCCACUUGUUUAUAAGGCUGCAGAUUUCUUCCCAUACAGUAGGCAGAUGAGUUCAUAUUUCAUUAUUGUUCCUACAGCUCAGUAUCGGGGCUGUACUCCUUAUGUGUAUCCUUUGGAAAGAGAGAUGUGAAACUGAUGAUCCAUCUUUCUGCCUCAGUAGCAUUAGGGCAGCUGGGAUUGAAAAACCAUUAUGGCAUUAUUUUGAAGAAUAUUUAUGUGUUAUGUAGUACCAAUUAAUAAUUUUAUGCAGUACGUGAAACCAGUGCGGUAAUAUUAAAGGAGAAAAGCAGAAUAGUGAUGUUUAAUUAAUCAUCACCAUUUGACAGUACCUGUACUGAACCUUCCAGAACCACUGCUGUUACUUAUCUGUAAUGGUUGAGGUGAAUUCCCUGAUUGUGUAUUUUUGCUUCAAACAAAACAAAUCUUAAACAUUUGAUCCUUUUAUUAACCAAGUACACCAGCUCGCUCUGUACUGGUAGCUUGCAGUAGGGAUUUCCUGGAAGAUAAGUCAAACUUGGUCAUAGACGACAGUCCACUACAAAAGCUAAUAUCAUAAAAGUAUGUUUGUCUUCCAAUGUGUAUGAGAAUAAACUCAUUUUAGGGAAUACAUUUUAACACUGUUUACAGCCAACAGUGUUCCUAGGCAGACAUUCAUCAUUGUGCCCUUGAAAUUUACAUCUGAUAAAAAAGUGCUCUCAAGAAUCAGCUACAGACCAAAAAUAAUGGCAUAACAGAGGCCCAGUUGUUAUUCUAAUUCAUUUAAAAGUUUAUAGAGCAACAUGUUUUGCAUUAGCAUGCAGUUUCUGAAUAAGAAGUAUCAACCUCUAAAGUCUUGCAUUGACUCUAAUACUCUGUGAUUUACCAGAAGAUCUAAAACCUUAUAAGGAACACAAAGCUUCUACAUUGUGGUAAUCCUUUCUUAAUCCCAGGGAUGGUCAAUUACUGUAAGCACUGCUUCAGCUCCUUUUUGCAGAUGAUGUGUUCUAUUUAGCCAAAUUAGUUUCAUCAGGUGUAUGGAGUACAGAGCCCUCUUCCUGUGCUAAUUUAUUUAUGAAUAUCAUUAGCCAUCUAAUCAGGCCAAACUCAACACUGUUACAACACCCUUAUUUUGUGUAUUAUUCUCUUCAUGUGAAAUGGAAACCUUGUGUUUCAUCAGUUGGAACAAACAUACAUGUUCCUCCUAUUCUAAAGUGCAGUCUGCUGAUGGAGCUGUCCAAAGCUGUUGGCCAAAUAGUUAAGUGCGUAUACUACCAUAGAUUUUAACUGAAAAAAUGCAUUAAUAUGUGUACUUACCCAGUUACCAAGUAAGGAAAUAAACAGAAGUCCUGUUGUCACUGCAGUAAUUAGAUGUAAAUUACUUUUUCUCUGCAGUAGUCUUUAAUGUUCACUUCCUUCUUCUCUGGUUAUGGUAGCAUGAACCUGGGUGAAAAGAGAACAAGACUGAACUAGGGGGAUGAGAUUUUGCCAACAUUGUUCAAGGGUUUAUGAAAGCCAUUUUGUCAGUAGCCCAUUGGAUGAAAUUAGCUUGCUAAAUUUGUUGUUUGAUGAUACUAAUUUGCAAACAUGGUUGCUACGACUGUACAUAGCUGUGCUCACGCAUACAGAUAUUAUGUCCACUCACUAGGCUGUGGUAUUUAAAGUAAUAGUGUAGCUACUCAAACUUUUGCAGUAAAAAGUCUGGUAAAGCAUUUUUCUUAUACUGAAAAGGCUUUUUUCAUUGUAUUUGUGCUUUGCAGAUGCUGUGCUGCAGUGUGGUACCCUCCCCUGAGUACCUUCCCCUUCAGUCCACAGACACUAGUUUUGUAGCUUCAUCUGGAUGUUAACCCCUCCAGACCCUACUCUGGUGAUAACAGGUCUACUGUAGGAGGUAAAUAAGCUUCCACCAGCACCACCAUCGUAUAGGUACUAGCAUCACCUUAGGAUAGACCGGUAAUGAGGCAUGGUCUUAGGAGUGUCUGUUUCUGGGACCUAGGUUAGAAAUGCCUCCCAGACAUAUCUACUCAGCUAUACCAGCAUCCCUUUGUAACAAUGUUCACCACUACUGCUACUAUGAUAAAAUAGCCUGCCCCUCCCAGCAUAUCAUCCUGCCCCAUCCCCCUUUAAAAUGUAAGCAGCCAAAGCCCAGUUAUUGAUUAAUGUCUCCUGCUAACUCCAGCAGGCACUCACUCUACUAAAUGAACUUGUGUCAUGUAAAUCAUAAUCAGGAUUUUAUCCCUGUUUGUCAGAGCUUAGCUGAUAGUAAAUGAGCGUUUUUUAGAUCUGAAAAGCUUAGUGGAAGCCUGUUAGGUGAGUAAACACCAUAUUGAAGGCUUGUUUGAUUGAGUUUAUUGCCCAGCACUUGUACUGCUAUUUCCUUAGAACUGUAGCAUAUCUUUUAGGAUUUCACUUUCUGCAGGAAAAAGGGAGUACUGUAGUAGGAAAGAGAGUCUAUGGUGGUCCUAGGUACUAUAGACCACUCAUAUAAGGCAACAUCUCAGAGGGGAAAAUUAAAUAGAAAGUAAAGCUACAUGUACUAUUGCAAACAAACUUCCAUUUAAAAAUAUAACUGGUGUUGUGUUUGUAAUUUGAUGAACAAGUGCAAUGUGAAGAUAGUUACUGUUACUCAAGAAAACAAGGAGGAGCUGAGGUCUACCGCAGCAUGUUACUGUGGUCUACAUGCCAUUGAUUUUGAGGCAGAAGGUUAAGUCUAAGGCUGAACACACCAUGGAGCCUCCCAGUCAGAGAAUCUGUUACAAGGCUGUGCAGUUAUUGCCAUCUGAAAAGCAAAUAAGUAGGCAGGUUAGAAUAAUUUAGAAGAAAGUCCUUCCUCAUGAAGAAUAAACUGCACUGGCCAUGUCCUACAUCACCCCAAAGCAGCUGCCCUUGAGGUGGGGGAUAUCUAUUUUAAAAAAUGCCCAGAAGGCAGAAGGGUUAAGAUUUGUUUCUUCUGACCAUAAGACAAAGGACCUGCAUCCUUUGAGGAUGUUGAUUAUUGAUGGCAACAUCCACACAAGGAUCACUUUAUGUAGGCAACUGUGUUCCAUCCGUGGCUUGUUUAGGGAUAGUACUAAAAGUCAAAUGUACCCCUUAGGGUAUGCCCUAUUGGUUUCAAAGGCAAGGGCCUCUUGAGCCUCAUGCAACAGCCUGUUCAUCACACUGAUGGGGGUUGCAGAAGAAUCAUCAAGCUGUUGUUGACUAUCCGUAUUUGUUAAAGACCACAUUACCUCAAGUCAGAUUCUUAGAAGCUCUCAGAUUGAAGUUAUUCAGAUGCAAAUCAUGCUAAAUAAAAUAUCAGAUUGUAGCAUGCUUCACGACCCCCUCAGUGCCCCCUAAAAACCAUGUUUGAUUCUUACAUAUACUGGAUGAACUUCAGCUACACAGGAAGUCCACCAUCCUGGGAGACUUUAACCACCCUUUGAUAAAUUUGGAUAUUUGUUUCCAAAAUGUAGGCUAUGCCCAAAACUUCCUUGAUUUCCUAAAACAAGAACUCCCUAUUCCAAGUAGUCAAACAGCCUACUAGAGGACAAAAUAAUCUUGACCUGGUCCUAACAAUCAUGCCAUCUAUAUGUGCAGUGUCCCACUGGUAUACCCUUCUCAUAUAAGCCUUACCACAAACUGGUAACCUUCUCCUUCAACACUGAAAACCAUCAAAUGUAACUAUCAUUGAUUCAUUACUCAAAAAUUUAAUUUCAAAUGUACUAACCUCCUGCAAUUCUAUGGUGAGGUCUCAAAAUUCAAGUAGAAAUGUAACCCCCAAAAUGUUGACAUGCCUAGUAGUAAUGAAAAUAAGUUCUACACUCACCUAUAUAAAUGCACUGACCUGACAUUUCCUACCAGGAACAAACAGAAUUAGAAGUUCAAGGGUAAACCAGCUUGUUGGUCCACAUGCAUAAACAGACCAUGCAAUAAAGGAAGAAAACCUUAGAGUCAACAGCAAAGCUAAUAAAGGCAAGCAAGUCAAAGUCAGCAUUAAAAAAAGUAUAUCGAAAGUACUGAAAGAUACCAUCAGGAAAUUAAGAAAUAACACACAGUAUUGCUCUAAACUUAUUCAGAAUGGUGCACCUAUUCAGAUCUAGUAUGUAUAGCAAAUGUAUUAGCUAACAAAUUCAAUGCAUAUGUAUUGAUAUGUGUUUGGGUGCGCGCGCACACACACACACACACACACACACACACACACACACAUACAUUCUUCCAUAUAUAGAUACUACUUUGUCAACUAGUAACUUAACCCCCCCCAGUACACACAGUAAUAAAGACCAGAAUCUGAAGAAGUCUUGUUAAACAGGAUGAAAGCGCUAAUUCUAAAUUCUAAGUGAGAAUUAAACUGCUUUUUUUAUUUUAAAGGGAGUCUUUAUUGUCUUUUGAAUCAUUCAGCCAGAUUUGCAGAAGGAUGUUGUGCUUAUCCAUAUCCAGCCAAACAUAUGUGUGUGUGUGUGUGUGUGUGUGUAUAUAUAUAUAUAUAUAUAUAUAUAUAUAUAUAUAUAUAUAUAUAUAUAUAUAUAUACACACACACACACACACAUACAUUACAUACACACACAAUCAUGCACAAAGUAAAUCAUUUUAAAAAGUGCACAGUUUGCCAUGUGUGACAUUGUUUUAUUUUAUAAGUGUUACCAUCUCAUUCUGGCGUGUUAGAUUAAGUGUAGUCCUUGGUAUAUUCUGUGUAUUGAAAUGAAGCUUUAGUGAGCCUCUGUCUGAGGUAGUACUGUUUAUUCACAAAGUUAUUUUUUAUGGCUUUAUCAUCUGUAGAUGAUGAGUGCAAAGUUCAGUUUUCUGUCAAUGCCUAUACCAGACUCUCACAAAGUAAUGAAGCUUGUCACUUAUUACCAUUGUUGCCAACUUCUAACUACAUUUGUUUACUGAAAUUGAACCUUCGGUGAGGUUACAAGCAUUGUGCCUGUAGAAGAAUGUCCUACACUGCGGAGAUACCAGGCAUGGCCAAGAGCAUGGCAUUUAUUUUUCUAAAAUGAUUUUGCACUAUCAAUGUACACAAAGAAGCCAUACAUCAGUAGGUGCUGAAAUGUGUUCCUUCCGUUAAAGUAAAUAAUGGAGCAUGCCAAGGCGUUUACAUUAUUGUUUUAAGUCUUCUAAGUAAAUGUAAGAUAGCAGAAAUAUAAUCAUGGUAUCAAAUGGCACAUUAUAAAUCACAGUUUUCUGAAAUAAAUUAAAGAUAAACUAUACCUUCUUAGAUGUUCCAGAAAGCAGAGCAAAGCAGCCAGUCUGUAAUAAUAUAAUUGCAAAAAGGGAACUUUUUUAUUUAUUCAUAUUGUAGUGAUCUUGCUGUUGUCUAUUUAAAAUUAUGCUGUCUGGGGUACUUCCACUCAAAAUAUCAUCCUGUGUUUUAUGUACUCAUCACAUAUACAUCCAGGUUGGAGAGAGCUGAACCCCCUACCUCUUCUGUAUAAAGUAACUAACUCUAGGAUUCCUACAACUUUGUGGAGAAAAAUAAAUUAAUUCAGUUUUGCAGUUUUCUCCAAAGUAUCUGUUUUAAUGUUUUCAUCACCUCAGCUGUGUAAUGCGCUUCGGCGAAGUGACCCCUCUUUGUAUGUCCUUGAAGUAAACUCUGAUUGAUAAUGUGCUGUUCAUUCACUAGUUCAUCAAAAGAACAAUGUGAUUCUAUGCAGUUGUGAAGCACUUUGUUUGAGUCAUGAAAAUGAUGAUGAUAUCUCAACUGUAAUGUAAACAUUAUUUGAUUUAAAGUUCUUAUAAUGAGAUACCUUACAAACAAAAAUAGAAAAAAACUGUUGAAGUCACUUGGAUCUUGGUUUCUUUCUUGAAGGCUUUUUUAAUUCAUAUGCAUUAAAGUAUGCCUUUUAGAUGUGCAUGAAUUGGGGGACAUCAGAACAGCUGUAUACAUUAUAUAUUAUACAUUAUAUAUAUAUUGAACUUGGUUCAAACUUCUGCAGUCCAGACCAAAGACCAGUUGCUUUUUGAUAUACACAUAAGUCGUACACGUUUUUUCUUAAGUUGCAUGAAUGUGUAAUGCAUGCUUUGCUUAUUGCAAUUAGUGACACUUAAGAAAUAGAGUAUUUUUGUAUUUUUGUACGUUUUUCUAGCUGGAACAUGGCUAAUUGUAAACUUGGUAAACCCAUAUCAGAAAGGGACUGUGCUGCCUACAAAAUAUAAAUAAAGCUCUUUCAUACCCUUCUC